CCACUUCUUCUUCUUUUCAGAAAUAAAAAAUGGAUUCCUUUUGGAGUUGUAACGUCCAAUUUGAGAAGGCUAAUGCUAUGUUUCGUUACCAGAGACGGAAAACAAUCGCAACUCUCUUUCGUCUUGUUGAGAUGAUUCUCUUUCUCGUUGCAGCUUCCAGCUUCUCCAGCCAAAUUCCGGCAACAAUUAAUGUCUCCAGCGAGUACUUCCGGCGAUUUUUUGGAACCAUUUUGUGCCCUCAGGUCAUCUUUGUGGUCGGAAAUGUAAUAGUGAUCGUUCUCUUCCUGAAAUCCGGCUUUCUUUCGAAUUCAGACAGUAAUUGUACUGAUUUUUGCAAAGAGUACGCGAGAAUAAACGAUAAAAAUGAGAGUUUUAUUGAUGAGCAGAGAAAACAGAGCAUUUUCGAGGUUAAGAUGAAUGUAAACAUGAUGAAUAGUAAAUACAAGGAAAGGAAGAUUGAAGGGGCCGAUGGAGAGAAGAGAUUAGUCAGGCAGACUACGCAAUUGAGAGGGUCAUCAUCGUCGACUGAUUAUUGCCGGAAAGUUAAGUAUCCGGAGGAUGAAAUGAGCAAUGAGGAAUUCCGGCGGACGGUGGAGGCUUUUAUUGCCAGGCAACAGAGGUUUCUCCGGGAAUAAUUCUCCGGCGGAUCUGGUCUCCGGUCGAGUCACGGCGUCAACCUCAAGCAUGAUGCAAUUCCCUGAUCUCGAUAUCUUUUUCCUUUUUUUUUUUUUUUUAUAUAUAUAUAUAUUUUUGGGGAAAUGUCUGCAUGAACGAACUCUUUAGUUUUUCCCAUAUGGAUAUGGGAUUUGUAUAUUGCUGAGAAAUUAAUGCAGUUACAUUUU
Impatiens glandulifera is the source of this 842-nucleotide messenger RNA. RefSeq lists its product as uncharacterized. The record is from RefSeq and is a predicted model, not a curated record. The transcript has a single exon. NCBI's taxonomy places the organism in Eukaryota, Viridiplantae, Streptophyta, Magnoliopsida, Ericales, Balsaminaceae. Bases 30 to 635 code for a protein of 201 amino acids.